This is a messenger RNA of Chilo suppressalis (striped riceborer), 1161 nucleotides long. NCBI's taxonomy places the organism in Eukaryota, Metazoa, Arthropoda, Insecta, Lepidoptera, Crambidae. The record is from the annotation of a GenBank genome assembly.
AUGAGUAAUAUGAAAGAAAACAAAAGUGAUUAUAAUGGCAGUGUGCUCCAAGAAAAACCUCGAGAGGGUUGGGUCAAAUUUGAUGAUGAAAUUCAAACUGGACAAAUAGUUACUAGUGUUCAAGAUGAAGAACCCGAUUUAAAAACAAGUACUUCUUCUGAUAACGUGGCUUCUUCUUCGAGUAAUCAUCCGCCUGCCGUUUUAAAGACUGAAUCUGUACAUGUGAACCUGGAUCGCAGCGAAAGGGUUUCGGAGCCAGUCAAACAGACUACCAUAACUACAAAUGUUGAAUUUAUUAACAUUCGACAUGGAUUUAGCAAUGGAGAUAUAAUUGUAACAGUGCUGCCUGUAAACACAAAAUGGCCAUGGGUCUCUCCAGCUAGAUUUCGACCAGAACUUGUUCCUGAAGAACUGAUGGCUCAAGGCUUGACUUUGACUGUUGAAGAAUAUGUACAUGCUAUGGAGUUACUUGUUAAUGAUGGUCGUUUCACUCUUUACAAUAUUUGUUAUAAAAGAGUGCUUGUUUGUUGGAUAACUUUAGCUUUUCUUGUUCUUUUGGCACUACUAUUUUCAGGACUAACAGGUUUAACUUUAUUUUCUCUUGGUGUCAUGUGGUUAAUAUUAAAUGCAGCUGCCAUAUUUUUGUGUAUGUGGAUAAAAUUGAAACUUUCUAAAGGCUUAGAACAAUGUCUUGCUAGUGUCAAUAAGUUGCUUAACAAGCACAAGCUUGUUAUAACUUUAGAUGAUAGAGGAAAAAUAUCAUGUCACAAAGUCAACCUUUGUUUUUUAUAUUUUGAUUCUGGACCAUGUAUUGCCCACAUUCAACAGUUUAUUGAUAGUGAAGAAGGUCGAACCAUAAUGGAAGGUUGGGAGCAGAGAUUAGAUGUUUCUGCUAAUGACAUUGUUAUUCAAGGAGCACAGUCAACAAGAUUGUCACGUAAACAGGAACGUGCUAUCCUUCUGUAUUUACGAUAUAUCGCAAGAUGGGGUGCAAAAGUCAUAAAGAAUAAAUUGAACCUUGGCAGCAUGGUUCCUGGUCGUCACGGUGAGAAGUAUGUUUGUCCAUGCCAAUUUAUAGAGGAGCAUCUACAAACAAAACCACCGGCAGGUAUUACUAAAUAUUUUCAAAUUACUAAUGAAAACAUGUUAUGGACUUAUUGA